AUGCUGCCUUUCGCCGCAAAGCUCGUGCUCGUCUUGGUCUGGGCAGGCACAAGCGCUGCACACGACCUCGACCUCCCUCCAGCGCCGCUCCGACGCCAAAGACCAUAUAGCAACCGAACCAUCAUCGACCCGCCUUCUUCGUCGCCGCCGCCUGCCAAUCCCUCCGUCCAUGCGCCGAGCAGUAGCAGCCCCGGCGCACCAACUGCAAUCUUUAGCUACCGCCCUCCCACCUACAUAUCAUCACCUCCGAAGCCCUCAGCACACCUGCCACCGGCCACACCACCCUCGUUCAAUCCACCACUGCCAUACCCAACAAACGCAACUUGUGGAGGCGCCACCUUGAACAUCGCUAAUGCAUCACUCGACUACUGGUACCCCGAGACCUACACGCACGUCGACUCAACAUUCGUCAUUCAGUACAACCACAAUGACACCUCGACCGCAUGGACCCUGCUUCCCGCGAGCGACACUCUCAACAUCACAGCAGCCGUGGAAGCUCCGUCGUGUAUAUCGCUGACAGCCUUCAACACUGCACUCAACUCGACCAUGCUGGAGUACUCCUGCUGGGACACUCCGACCCCACGUGCAGCAGCGACAACAAGUGUGGAGCAGACAGCAUACAUUCCUGUGAAUCAAACAACUUCCAAGGGCUCAAUCCCAGACGUCGUGGUGACUCCCACCCCUGCAGCGCUGACCAUUGCGAGCUCCAACACAGUCGCUCAAGGAACUCCAGUGGUGCAUUUCAGUCAAGUCGAGAUCAUCAGCAAGAAACCUCGGGCCGGCGCGUACAAUGGCACAGUGCGCUGCGAGACGACCACGACCGUGCACCAGCUCUCGGAGCCAUUGAGCUUCGAAUACGAGGAAGGUGCACAUGUAAAUGCGAUGUCGGUCAAGGGCAAAAUACACGCCGCAGUAUUGCAAGCAGUGGAAGACGAUUCUGGCCUACCACUGUCAAGCGUGUCGGUGGGCACCUUCGACGCCGAGCCGACCGUGGUGAUAGUGGUGCAAAAGGUCCUCGCAGCGGCUGUAGCCACACCAGCUGGCAUACCACAGUCUGUCCUCUCGCUUGAUACACCCACGCCUACUUUGCCAUCCGGCUUGUCCCUUGUGGAGACUACUCCGACUGAUACGGGCAUCAUCUGGGCUCCCUUUACUGCACACGUCGAAUCCUCUGAUACUGCAUUGAUCAUCCCGACCAAGACAGGUCCCGCCAGAGGCAGUGUUGUGGCACCACCAACGACCACACGGCGCCCACUGACACCCGUUCUAUUCACUGCACACAUCGAGAGCAGCGAUCUGAAUCUGCUGAUUCCUCAAGACCCGACCGCGACGAACAAGGUGGUGACGGCCGUCUUCAGUGGAAUUACUGUGACCGCGUCCAGAGUGAACAAUCCUACCCCGGGAGGUGCAAACAAUGUCGGACCUGUUCUCUCGGCCAUCAUCAGUGCUGCUGCUCAGCCUGCAAAACCUACAAACGCCGCCCAGGUCUUGAGCAAUGCUGAGCAGACUUUCGCAAAUCCGACUGCGGCUGCCAUUGCAUCCGGCAUAGGUGGACUUACUCGCCCUGCUUCUGGCUCUGGCUCUGGCUCUGGUCCAAUAGUUCAACCUGGACAGAACCCAGUCUUCAGCGUCGGCACUUCGAUGGUUACAGCCAUCAACGUUGGACGAGGUGCUUUUGUCAUAUCUGGCCAGACGGCAUCAGCAGGUGGCGCACCUAUCACGCUUGGCGGACAAGAGGUCUCCAUUGCUCUUGGCGGUACUGCCAUUAUGGUUGACGGCACUGCUGCGCAACUUUCCUCGCCUACAAACCCAGGAGCGGUCGCCAAUAUCCCGCUGAUCACCGUGGGAUCGCGGGUAUUCACAGCCAAUGCGGCUACUCAAUUCAACAUCGGCGGAUCGGUCUUGACUCCAGGAGGGCAAGUCGUCGUGCAAGGUACCACGAUCAGCCUAGCGCCAGACGCAACACGAGUAGCAUUUAACGGGCUUGGCUCCCAGCUCUCGCCUCCUGCCAUCACAGCACCUCCUAUGCUGACGGUGGAUGGGAGAAUGUAUUCGGCAAAUGGCGGGGCGACAUAUAUCAUCUCAGGCCAGACACUGACACCGGGUGGCGCCAUCACUAUCAACGGACCCAAUGGAUUAGAGACCAUCUCUAUGAACAAUGAUGCGAAUCAGCUAGUAAGCAUCGCUAACGGCCACACUGCAACGUCAUAUAUGGGCAUGGUAGGCGCAGCACCAGGCGGUGCUCCAAUCUUGACAAUUCACGGCCACACUUACACCGCUAUUGACUACGAUUCUGGUUCUGGCGCGACUUAUGUCAUUGACGGACAGACCCUUACCAUCGGAGGUACCAUCACAGUCGGUGGAGAGACGAUAUCCCUCCUGCCAGGAGGCACAGCUAUCAUGUUGGCUGCAGCCGGAAGCUCGACGAUAUCGCAAAUCGACGGGGCAUACGGCGUCAAGCCUACGGCAGCUCCGAUCUUGACUAUUGGCGGAGAGACGUUCACGGCAAUCAAUAAUGGUGCUACAUAUAUCAUCAAUGGAGAAACCUUGACGCCGGACGACAUGGAGACCGUCACGAUUGACGGACACACGUAUAUCAUCAGUCUGUCACCUCACGCGACACUCCUGGAGAUCGUCGAGGUUGGCUCCAAUGGCCAACCAAUCACCACUAUCUAUGAAACUCUCUUCCCAGCGGCAGCAACCAGCACGACUGUCGCAUCCUUCACACAUGGUACCGCAGCGACCGCGGGCGCAUCGCCUUCCACCACUGCAUCACCUACCAGCGCAGAAGGCUCCAGCUCAUCUAACGGCGCGCCACCAUCUACAUUCAUUCCAUUUACCGGAGCUUUAAUCGCUCUCGGAUCCUUAGCAAUGGCGAUUUGGCUAUAGCAUACUGAAGAUACCCACGGCAGAAAAGAAUAAGGUAGAAAGCCUUUACACAUUACGAAACGAAGUCACGAAGAACAAAACUCCCUGGAGCAGGGAACUUACGAAACCUCAGGAUCCGGCGCGGCGCAUUAAUGUAUUGUAUUGUAAUGUCUGACUUUGAAAACAUUUGUGGUCAGAGUGAGUGUGUGUUGUGAGAUUGAUCAGCGUGGCGUUUGGAGCGUAGCAUAUCGCCAUGUGGUGGAUGAGGUUCGAGGACGUUCAUUUUCUUGCGCGAUAGAGAGAGAGAGAGAGAGAGAGAGAGAGAGAUCGAUCUUUUUAGCAUAUAUGGUGCGGCUAGUCGGCAAGUUGUCGAGCAAACACGUUAUUGACAGACAUCUUCCCUGCG
This is a messenger RNA of Pseudocercospora fijiensis CIRAD86, 3274 nucleotides long. RefSeq lists its product as uncharacterized. The transcript has a single exon. The coding region runs from base 1 to 2889 and encodes 962 amino acids. NCBI's taxonomy places the organism in Eukaryota, Fungi, Ascomycota, Dothideomycetes, Mycosphaerellales, Mycosphaerellaceae. The record is from RefSeq and is a predicted model, not a curated record.